AUGGGUUGGUCUGUACAACAGGUCUCCUCUCGUCCCUUUUCUCCCCUCAGAAUCCGUCGUUUUCUCCUUGUUCCCCUACUAUUGCUUGUUCUUUGCCUCCGCGCAGGAUGAGCCAUACGACUGUGAGCCCUGUUGACUCAUCUUUGCCGGAAUCAUUCACAGACUCAGACUGAGAGAUCCCUUGAAUGUGAUCCCUCCCCCUAUAUUUUGACAAACACGGGCUCACCGGAAAGACGGCAUCAGACCACCGUGCCAGAUCGCUAUUUGGUCUCUCUCCAUUCUUCAGUCUAGCUUGACAGUCCCGCAGAGAGAAGCUUCAUAUCUCAUAGCUCGUAGACGGGAAUACAGCGACCGACAAGUUUUUCAGAUAAGAAGAAUCCGUCCGCGAUUUUUCAAGGUUCCCCGGAGCAGUCGGGCAAAGUACCCAAGAAAGCUCAAUUUAACGACGCACCGGGCGCCACCAAUCCUUGAGAGCCGAGAGAAUCCGAAUGCGAAGCCGUAAGUUCCUUUGUCUUGAUUUAUCAAUUGUCGGGUUCGCUAGAGCCAGUGAUUUUGAGCUCGCCUUAUUUGUAAGACGGCGUUUGUAAGACCAGUCCUCCCCCGUUCUUUGGGUUGGACUAACGCAACAGCGCCAAACAUCCCGUCCCAAACUUCCCAACACCCCCCCCCCCCGUCUGCAAGCUCCCAACGUCUUCAUCUCUCUCUUCUCCAUGCCUCUAUUCCCCGCCUGAUCUUUCGCUUCCCACUCUGCUCAUUUCUUUUCUCUAUUUUUCUCUCUAUUCUUUCGUUUCCUCUGCUUUUCCAGGUCUAUGGCUUGGUUAAGGUCACUCGUUUUGCAGUUUUAACCAUUCGAUCCGCUUGACUCAAUUGUGUGCGCCAGGCAGACAAUGCUCACCCAUUGACCGGAAUAUUAGAUGUCCGCGGAUAUGACGUACAGAAAUGGUGUCAAUGAGCGGCUCGACGAGCUCGGUCUUGCCUCUCCUCGAUCCUCUCUCUCGGAAUCUCCCUUCUCCAACUUCCCAUCGCCUCCGGCCGGCCAAUCGAGUUUUAAUCACGCGGCCAGUUCAGAUAUCCGUUCGACAAUUCAACGCCGAUUCACCACAGACUCCACCAAGUUUUCACCAUGGAUGAGCUUCGGUCCGCAGCCCCCUUUGUUACCGGAGUCGUUGGAUAUACUGUCAUCUGCCACUCGACUCCAUAAGUCACAGCUUUUUGAGAGAAAACGACAGCACAUUGAGUAUAUGAGAGAGCAGAAGAAGAGAUUUGAAGCCGACUUGAAGCUCCUCAACCUCCAGCAAGAGAAGGAGGAACAAGAAAUGGACCAAAUCGCUCGAGAUUUGGCACGUACCGACCUCGGGGGGGCAGCCAGCGAGCCAACCACUCCCCCUGAGUAUCAUGAGUCAGGAUUUCCAACUGCCUUUUCUCGUCCCUCUCGAUUCUCUAUCUCCAACGGCCAAUCCACCCCGAAUCGAUUUAGCAACCUGUUCUCUCCUCAGGUCACUUCUCCAACAGCAAGCAAGGCAAAUUCGUCAUUUGGUCUCAACGGCAGCGAACCUUUUACUUCAACCAUGAAUUCGCGACGCAAUUCUGAGCAUGAUUUCCAUUCUAAUGGCUUUGCAGCUUAUCGCCCCCGCCAUAUGAGCAGAUAUUCAUUAUCAACAACUACAUUUCCGUCUUCAAUUCAAUCUUCUGCAUCCAGCACCAGUGGUUUUGGUCCCUCCUUGGGAUUUGGUGCAUUUUAUACUGGCAAGCAUUCUGUCGACGAGGAUGAUGAUAAGCCAAAGGAAGAAGAACGCAUGUCCACCCCUGACGUGAAAAGCUACUUGCGCAUGACUGAUCCAGAUGAUAAAUUCCCCACUUUAACCAGGCAUGACGACGACCCCACUAUGCUUUCAGCCAAUUCUGCCGCAUUGGAUCUUGCAAACUCUCGCACUCCUGUCCCUGAGACAUAUCGUGCUAAUCAGCGUCAUCAUUCAUCCCACCAGAGCUUGCCACAAAAUGCUUUUGGCUGGCUUCAUAGUGAUAGUUCAAAUGAUAAAUCUCACAUUCCUGUUACAACAUCAGGAUUGUCCAAUGGAAACUAUCACACUCGCCAUAUCAGUCGACCCUCACUGGAUGGAGGGUUUUCAGGCUACGCUCCCUCUACCACAAGCAACACACCAUCUAACAGUCGCCCGGCCUCUUUGCAGAUGUCUUAUUCGACAAGCGAUGUUCCAACAAUGAGGAAUGGUGGCUUUCCAACAAAUAUUACCCCUCCCGGAUCGAGCAGUGAUCACCAUGGAAGCGGAGUCAUCACUCCACACUCUCAUAACCCACUUCAGCUUAAUGACACGCCCCCUACUCCUCAGUCGGAGCACAGCGAGCCUAUUCACAAUGUGCAAUCUUUACAGUCUAGUUUCCAAGUAACUGCUGCGCCCUUCUCAGGGCAGAUCAAGACUCCUGUCACGAUGUCUGCGAAAGUUAACGGCACCGUCACGCCCACAAAGAAUAGCUAUCCACAUUCUAGUUACGGGUAUGGAAUGCAGCCCUGGGUUACCAGCCCAAUGCAAAGCAAUGGGAAUCAUGGAUUUGUUCUUACUUCUCAACCCCCAUUUGCACAGCCUUUCCAGGCUUACUCUCGAUUCCUUGAAAAUCCAGCAAGAGUCGGUCAAGUCCGCCGAAAUGGGGAGACGGAGGCCGGCGCCUUCUCUCGAUUCGCCAAUGUUCCACUUGAACAGUACCGAGGUGAGCUGUAUGGGCUGUGCAAGGACCAACAUGGCUGUCGCUAUUUGCAGCGAAAAUUGGAAGAGCGCAUUCCCGAGAAUGUUCAAAUGAUCUUCUUGGAGACACAUGUGCAUGUUGUCGAACUGAUGACUGACCCGUUUGGCAAUUAUCUUUGCCAGAAACUCCUCGAGUUCUCGAAUGAUGAACAGCGCACUGCUCUCAUUAACAAUGCAGCUCCUCAGCUGGUUUCUAUUGCCUUGAAUCAGCAUGGGACACGUGCACUCCAGAAAAUGAUUGAAUUUAUUUCCACCCCUGAGCAGACUCAAACUGUAAUAAAAGCUUUGCGCGACAAGGUGGUAGAUCUAGUUCAAGAUCUCAAUGGUAAUCAUGUGAUUCAAAAAUGUCUCAAUCGACUGUCUGCUGCCGACGCUCAGUUCAUUUAUGAUGCCGUUGGUGCAAGUUGUAUUGCAGUUGGCACUCAUCGUCAUGGAUGCUGUGUCCUCCAGCGUUGCAUUGACCAUGCUUCUGGAGAUCAGCGCGCACAGUUGAUUGCACAGAUUACAGCCAGUUCCUACACUUUGGUACAAGAUCCUUUUGGAAAUUAUGUUGUUCAAUAUAUAUUGGACCUCGCGGAACCUCGUUUUACAGAACCUCUCUGCCAAACGUUUAUCGGAAAGGUAUCAAUGCUUUCAAAGCAGAAAUUUAGCUCCAAUGUCAUUGAAAAAUGCCUUCGAACUGCCGAUUUUCAGAGUCGUCGCCUCCUUAUUCAGGAGAUGUUGCCGGUGAACGAGCUUGAAAGAAUGCUACGAGAUUCCUUUGCAAACUAUGUCGUCCAAACCGCAAUGGACUAUGCAGAUCCUGAGACGCGCGUGGCUCUCAUUGAGGCCGUUCGACCAAUUCUUCCUUCUAUCCGCCAAACUCCUCAUGGACGUCGCAUUGCCGGAAAAAUCAUGAGCAUUGAUUCUCAGAGCCGUACUAAUGGCGCCGCCAAUGGCCAGCUUACUCCUAACGGACGCGAAGAGAACGGACCUUAUCCCCAGUCCAAGUCGUUUUCCAAUCCGACCAUUUCUCAAUAUGGACCACAAUUCAAUACCAGCAUUUCUGACAGCAUGAGCGCCGGCUCCUCUAUGACCGUUAUCACAGGCGACUCUUCAGUGUCGAAUGGAGGAUCCACCGCCCCAACAUCUGAAUCCAGUACCCCCAUUUACUGCCCGAUUCCGCAACAAGGGGCCAAUGUCUUGAACGGAAUUAACGGCGGCGCUCAGGGUUUUAGCCUUUAUUAAUGGCCCCUUUGCUGUCGACCCUGUCCUUUUAUUGUCUCAUUACAGAUUGUACCACCAAAUGAAACGACGAAAUGACUGAUGAUGAUUACGGCCGCAACCCGAGAAAAAAGAAAGAGAAGAAUGAUAAAGAAAUUCCCUGUGCAAACGCAAGGAUCAUGACAAAAAAGACUUGCCAUAUAGCAGAUUUGCAAAUCUCGGCCCAUGAUCUCUUCUCUGAAUCUUGAUGACGCAUUGUUUUGUUUCUCGUACAAGGGUAUAUCUAUCUGCCCUGUUGUACAACUCGCCCAUACGCAUCAAGCCCUCUUUUUGGCCUUUGUACCCAGCAAUGACUUGAGAGAAACAGCUCAGCUGCUUUUCAUAUGGAUACACUGCUGUCCCUUACGAUGUUUUUGACGGUGCCGCUUCCACUUUAACAUUGAUAUGCAUACUUUUGCUCCAUUCUUUUGCACAACAUUACGGGCUGCUUGUCUACAACAUCCAAUUCAUUCCUUUUGCAAUACUGGCGCCAUUUCACUUGCUUUGAAUGCAGUUUGCCAUCCUGUCGAUAUCACCAUUUUGAUUUUUCUGGAUAUACGCACGCACAAUCCCGCGAUCAGAACCCAGGAAAUCCGACAAGAUCAGCAUGGUUUGGCGGACCUCCCUUUUCUUGAUAUGCAAUCCUGGUUUUUUUUUCUUUACCUUCAUUUCUUUGACUCUGCUGUACUUUUAUCUUUGUUUCCAGGGCUUGAUUAAAUCCUACAACGACAAUAAGAUUUCCUUGGAUUUUAUCGGAGAUUCAUGGUGGAUGUCGCAUGUCGACUGUAUCUCUCUGUCUCCCGAAUUCGUCUUGACAUCUCAAUGCCUGCCAUCUAAAUGCUCCGUUUGACCUGCACACACUUUUACUUUCCUUUUACUCAUUUUACUUUCGAGGCUUUGUAUUCACGAUUGCUUUCCCCGGAUUAUGAUUUCCCCCCCCUUGAUGAAUAACCCCCACCAGCCUUGUAUCAUGACCCUUUUAUUGCCCUCUCAUCUAGAAUAGAUGUACCCAUAUUCCCCAAUUUUCCCCCAAAUUCCCCCGAGUUACAGUAAACUAAGUUGCAGAGCUUUAGCGCAUCAGCGUAGCAUAGCACGAGCAAUAAGCAUCAACUUUGUUAAACCUAUUUC
Messenger RNA from Coccidioides immitis RS, 5129 nucleotides. RefSeq names its product RNA-binding protein. The transcript is spliced from 9 exons. Gene Ontology annotation, cellular component: cytoplasm. Lineage: Eukaryota; Fungi; Ascomycota; Eurotiomycetes; Onygenales; Onygenaceae. The record is from RefSeq and is a predicted model, not a curated record. Bases 915 to 3986 code for a protein of 1023 amino acids. Gene Ontology annotation, biological process: post-transcriptional regulation of gene expression. Gene Ontology annotation, molecular function: mRNA binding.